Molecule: messenger RNA, 1013 nt
Organism: Sipha flava (yellow sugarcane aphid)
Lineage: Eukaryota; Metazoa; Arthropoda; Insecta; Hemiptera; Aphididae
Exons: 2
Coding region: 121-930 (269 amino acids)
Source: RefSeq, a predicted model, not a curated record
CGGUUUGUUAAGAGUGUCUUAAAGUUAAGUCAUUAUGAAUCUAUUAAUGUAAAUCAAUAUAGAACAAUCUAAUAAUUUUUAACUUAUUUAUUUUAGAUUAAUUUUUUUUUAUUAUAAUGCAUGUUUAAUGAAAAUUAUAAUCUUAACUUCAUAAUGUCCAUUAAAGGUGUUUUAAAAAAGAAAUUCAACAUAAAAAAUCCAAUUAUUUCGAUGAAAAGGAAAAAAGACAAAAUUAAAACUAUUAUAACUGAAACAUCAGUCGAUACUUAUCAUAAACUUGAUAUUGAUGGAAUAAAAAGUACAACUACUGAAACACCAUUAAAGCUUGGAAAUGUUGGUCUUUGUACAAACAUUGAUACAAAUGAAACAAGAGAAUCAAUGAAAAUUAAAAAAAAACGCAAAUCUAUUGACACAAAUAAUGAAGUUGAUCCUACUAAAAAGAAGAAGGUAACUUUUGCAGAUAAUGUAGUUAGUAGAGAUAAAUCUACAGCUGGUAAAAUGAAAAAGUUAAGUUUGAACAAAAAGAAAAAAAAGGAUUAUAUAAGCAAGUUGAAGGCGAAAAAAAAAAAACUAAAAAAUGCCAAAAUAUGUGAAAGAAUAGCCUUUGCUAAUGGCAUGUCGAGACAAGAACGUGCUUGUGAAUAUUUAAUUCAAUGGAAAAAUGACCGCUGUAAUUGGAAGUUUAAAAAAAUUAAUCAACUUUGGUUGAUUAAAAAUACUUAUGAUUUAACAUUGAUAUCCAAGGAGAAUUUUGAGAUUUUAGUUGAAUACCUUCAAACGAUUGAAGGUAAGAGCCGUAAUUUAAUUCUUGAAUGUGCCAACAACAUUAUCGCAGAGUUUUCUGCUUCAAAUUAUGAAGAACAAGAAUUAAAUUUAUCUCAGACAAAUAAAUAUCAACGUGCAAGGACUAUCAUUCAAAUGUUAAGUUAACAAAUUAAUACUUGAGAAAAUUGUAUUUUUUUUAUUUCCUAUUCAUUUUGUAUUAUUUAAAUACACAAAUUCAACAUCAUAAA